AUGUCGCCCGUCCCCUUGAACGCUCCCCGCAUUGAAUUACUCGAACAAACCCUAUGCCAGACCUUCAAUAUAUCCUCUGUCUAUUCAUUUCAGCGACAGACCGGUCAGAAUUCGCUUCAAGGGCGGUCAACCGUGCUGAACGUACCCACCGGCGGCGGCAAGACGAUCGCGUUCUUCUACGCGUUGUUCUACCACUGGUUCGUAGGGAACACGAGACCCGAUGACCAGAAGAUUGUCCUGGUAGUGAGCCCGCUCAUAGCGCUCAUGGAAUCUCAGGCGGACGACCUCACCGCCCGCGGGGUACCCGCCAUAGCUCUUUCGGCGAAGCGGAUGAAGGAUGGGAACAUCUUCAAGAAAUGUGCAGCAGGCGACUACAGAGUCGUGCUCGCUUCCCCGGAGCUUGCGCUCUCCCCGGACUUUCAGCGCACCGUCCUCAUGUCCCCCACGUUCCGUAACAACAUCAUGCAGCUUGUCAUUGACGAAGCACAUGCGAUAUCGGAGUGGGGGACCGACGACUUCCGUCCAGACUAUCGUCGACUGGGUACCCUGCGGGGUCUACUCCCCAAAGGCACUCCCAUUGUAUGCACAUCAGCAACGCUACCUACCGAGGUGCUGGACGACAUCUGCGCGACCCUCAAUCUACCGCCGGAUUGCGAUCGCAUCCUCUUCUCGAACAGCAAGCCCAACAUCACACUCUCGGUCCACCAACUACAGCAUCCAGACAGCAGCUUCGCCGACCUCGUCACCCUUAUCCCAGAUAACGCGACAUGCGCGGAGGACAUCCCUAUGACUCUCAUCUACGCCAGCAGCCGUCUAGAAGUCGAGGACAUGCAAGACUUCCUCCGUCGGCACCUGCCUGUUGGGAUCCCGAAGACGGCCGUCGAGUUCUACCACCGCCACAUCGAGGAUGGCCGCAAGGACAUUGUCCUGCAGAAGCUUCGUGCUGGCGAGAUUCGCAUCUGCGCAUGCACUGAUGUUCUAAGCUGGGGCAUCGACCUUCGUAACAUCCAGCGUGUCGGCAUCUGGAAGAAGCCUUUAACGUUCAACUCCCUUGUGCAGAAGUACGGUCGCUGCGUUAGGAACCCGCUCGAAAUCGGGAUUUGUAUACUAUACAUUUCGAAGGCGGUUUACAAGCUCUGCGAGAAGGGUCUUGCGCCGCUGCCUGAGGCUGUUGCAGCACGAGUAGAUACUGAAGCCGGACUCGGUGUGCAGGACACGGAUGUAACCGAAGGUGUACGAGUUGAGACCAGCACCGACUACGACGUUGCUCUGCCUUCUGCCUCCAGCCGAAAAGGACCUCGCAAGAAGAACUGUGCCACCCGUGACGGGCAAUUUCUCACGAAGUACAUUGGAACGAAAGGCUGUCGCCGCGCAGUCUGGGACGAGUUCUUCGAGAACGCGACGAAACAUCAACUCAUUACUUCACCACCGCCAUCUAUCCGGUGCUGCGAUAACUGUGAUCCCAUCCCUACAGACAUCGUGGCACUUGAUGACCCUCGCCAGCUACAGCGGGGCAGGCGCCAGCGUGCGCCCGAAGAAGUCGAGGAAGCGGUCCGUGAAGACUGGUAUAGAGCCGACUAUCCCUCAAACCACUUCCUAAGCGGCUCAUACCUCCUGUCGGACACCCUCGUCUCAACCAUCUCGGGUGCGGCAACCUCUUUCGAUAGUCUUGCCGAUUUCGACAAGAGAUUUCGAUGGCACUGGUCUGCGCGUUAUGGCACCCGCCUCGUCGACGCUGUUCUAUCUGAGCGGCGGCGCUUUCAGGUCGUCCCCGAGCCAACGACUGGCGUGGCUUCUACAUCGACACUUUCAGCAGAGAUCGUGGCCGGUUCGACUGAUCCAAGUGCUAUCCCGUCGAUUGAGCCCCCGCCGAAGCGCCAUCGAGGCACUGCCAAGUCAAUCGCUGCAUAUAAGGCGUACCAGGACGUCUUCGCCUCAUGUCGUCGUGACAUCGAAACACACGAAGAGCCAGCCGGCCAUGUCAUAGCGAAGCGCUUCCGAGCGCUACCUCGAAGGACUGGGACGACUGCUGCAUACUACACAACGUGCACCACUCCUGUGGCCAUCUCGACCAUCAAGCAGAAGGAGACCAAGCGCGAGUACGCCACGCUUACCGACUACGCCGCCGACUGGCACCUCCUUGCUCGUAACACGCGACGCUUCUACGGGCCUGGCUCAGAUGCGUACCAUGACUCACUCAUAUUAGAUCGCAUCGUAGAUGAAGCAAUCUGGAAGCACGGCCGUAGUAGCAAUCUUUCCGGCGCUGAAGGUCUUACUGAUCCCGCUGCAAACACCAAUUACUCGUCAAUGGAUACAAUAUCAGUGCCCGAGGUAAAACUCCUCGUCAUCGUCUACAACAUCCUCGAACGAUGGACCUGCCGCCUGAAUAUCAGUAUAGUCCUCCCGCUCUUCAACCUCUGCGACACCAUCGUCGACUACAUCAUCACCCUGACCCUCAACCGCAACGUCUUCGUCGUCCUUCUCAACCGGUUGCUGCUCCACAGGACCAAGGUAUGCUGCUCCGACUUUCAGCAAGUCGCGCACGGGUUCGACUUGGCGGUUUCCUGGACGAUCGGCAACGUACGACUGGAGCUUCUCUUGCUCAAGCAGGGCGGCAAGGAGCAUGACCUCCUUCGUCAUGUCAGGAGUUGUAUGCCGAUCCCCGUAGUCGGUAAUAUUGAAUGCGCUUUGUACCAUUCGCAUCGUGUCACGGAGGACGAAGCACCAGUAGCAGGGGCCACAAGGCAUCCGCUGGAGGCUACUGCCACUGCCCGCCAGGUAUAG
Molecule: messenger RNA, 2784 nt
Organism: Schizophyllum commune H4-8
Lineage: Eukaryota; Fungi; Basidiomycota; Agaricomycetes; Agaricales; Schizophyllaceae
Product: P-loop containing nucleoside triphosphate hydrolase protein
Exons: 10
Coding region: 1-2784 (927 amino acids)
Biological process (GO): double-strand break repair via homologous recombination
Cellular component (GO): chromosome; nucleus; cytoplasm
Molecular function (GO): nucleic acid binding; four-way junction helicase activity; 3'-5' DNA helicase activity
Source: RefSeq, a predicted model, not a curated record